Molecule: messenger RNA, 1563 nt
Organism: Geosmithia morbida
Lineage: Eukaryota; Fungi; Ascomycota; Sordariomycetes; Hypocreales; Bionectriaceae
Product: mitochondrial-processing peptidase subunit alpha
Exons: 2
Coding region: 1-1563 (520 amino acids)
Cellular component (GO): mitochondrion
Molecular function (GO): metal ion binding; metalloendopeptidase activity
Source: RefSeq, a predicted model, not a curated record
AUGCUUAGACAGUUUGGUGCAAGGCUGCACUCGAGGGCGAGGGCGGCCUCAACCGUCUCGAAUCUAGUCAGGAAGACGGCGACCAACUCGUCUACCCUGACUCACAGGAGGAGUAUCGGGUCUACAGUGGUUGUUGAUGGGAUUCCCAAGGAACCAACGGAACUGGACCGGAUCACGACGCUACCAAACGGGCUACGCGUAGCCUCCGAGGCCCUCCCGGGCUCCUUCUCGGGGGUGGGGGUGUACAUCGAGGCCGGGUCUCGGUUCGAGGACGCCUCCCUCCGGGGCGUGUCGCACAUCAUGGACCGGCUGGCCUUCAAGUCGACGUCGACGCGGACCGCGGACGAGAUGUUGGAGACGGUGGAGGCGCUCGGGGGCAACAUCCAGUGCGCGUCGUCGCGCGAGUCGAUGAUGUACCAGGCCGCGACGUUCAACGGGUCGGUGCCGACGACGGCGGCGCUGCUGGCCGAGACGAUACGGGACCCGCUCAACACGGACGAAGAGGUGGCGGCGCAGCUGGAGACGGCGCGCUACGAGAUCGCCGAGAUCUGGGCCAAGCCCGAGCUCAUCCUGCCCGAGCUGGUGCACACGGCCGCCUUCCGGGACAACACGCUGGGCAACCCGCUGCUGUGCCCGGAGGAGCGCCUGGGCGAGAUCGACAGGGCCACCGUGUCGAGGUACCGCGAUGCCUUCUACAGCCCCGAGCGCAUCGUCAUGGCCUUUGCCGGCGUGGAGCACGACCGGGCCGUCAGGCUGGCAGAGCAGUACUUUGGCGACAUGAGCCGCAGUCCCUCCUCGUCCUCGUUGGAGCUGCUGAGGAGCCGGCAAGCCUCGCACUACACGGGCGGGUUCCUGGCGCUGCCGCCGCAGCCCCCGUCCCUCAACAACGUCAACUUCACGCACAUCCACCUCGCCUUCGAGGGCCUGCCGGUGACGUCGGACGACAUCUACGCGCUCGCGACGCUGCAGACGCUCCUCGGCGGCGGCGGAUCCUUCUCGGCCGGCGGGCCGGGCAAGGGCAUGUACUCACGGCUGUACACCAACGUGCUCAACCAGCACGGCUUCGUGGAGUCGUGCGUGGCCUUUAACCACUCGUACACGGACUCCGGGCUCUUCGGCAUCUCGGCCUCCUGCCUACCCGGCCACACCUCGGCCAUGCUGGACAUCAUGUGCCAGCAGCUGCACGCGCUGACGCUGGACACGGGCCUGGCCCGCCUGCAGCCCCAGGAGGUCGAGCGGGCCAAGAACCAGCUCCGGUCGAGCCUGCUGAUGAACCUCGAGAGCCGCAUGGUCGAGCUCGAGGACCUGGGCCGCUCCGUCCAGGUCCACGGCCGCAAGGUGCCGGUCCGCGAAAUGUGCCGCCGCAUAGAGCAGCUCUCCGUCGACGACCUGCGCCGCGUGGCCCGCGACGUCGUCGGCGGCGCCGUCGCCAACCCAGGUCGCGGCAGCGGCGCCCCCACCGUCGUCCUCCAGGAGGCGCAGGCCUACGGUCUGACCAGCCAUACCAUGAGCUGGGAUAAGAUUCAGGACCGCAUCGACAAGUGGAUGCUCGGGAGGAGAUGA